Gordionus sp. m RMFG-2023 is the source of this 2014-nucleotide messenger RNA. Its product is annotated as corticotropin-releasing factor receptor 1-like. The coding region runs from base 186 to 1916 and encodes 576 amino acids. The transcript is spliced from 11 exons. The record is from RefSeq and is a predicted model, not a curated record. Lineage: Eukaryota; Metazoa; Nematomorpha; Gordioida; Chordodea; Parachordodidae. Gene Ontology annotation, biological process: cell surface receptor signaling pathway; adenylate cyclase-modulating G protein-coupled receptor signaling pathway. Gene Ontology annotation, molecular function: G protein-coupled peptide receptor activity. Gene Ontology annotation, cellular component: plasma membrane.
AAUUUUUAAAUAAAUAAAAUAUAUUUUUUAUAUAAAUAUUUUUUAUAAGAAAUCGAUUUGCAAUCUAUAAAUUAUAUUUUGUAUAAAAUUAUCCAUUUGUUUAAAAAAAAAAUUAGUCUUUAUCCAAAUUAUGCUCAAUUCUUAACUAUAAGAUUAAAUCUUUUAUUUUUUUUAAAAAAAAAUCCAUGAUGGAGAACCCGGAAAUAUAUUGUCCUUUCUUGGUUAACGAUGAAUCCCUAACGAAUACAGGAUUAUUUUGCAAUGCAACCUGGGAUAGUUUCUAUUGUUGGCCAACUACUCCAGCCGGAACCACUAUUUAUAAGCCAUGCCCAGUGUCGCAUUUUACUCACAAAGAUGCUAGAGCGUUCCGCGUUUGCGAAUUGGACGGACGGUGGGCACGAAAUGGUUGGACAAAUUAUUCUGCUUGUUUGGGUUGUUUAGAUCCCCAAUCUCCCUUUUAUGGUGCUUGCCAAACAACUAAAGAUGAUGAGCAGCAUCAACGUAUCACUAGAAUAAUACGUGAUAUCACAUUUUUUGGAAGUAUUAUCUCGUUGGCUUUCUUAUCCAUCGCCUUUGCCAUUUUUACCCAUUUCAGAACGUUAAGAUGCAUAAGAAUAUCGAUUCAUAAGCACCUAGUUUUAGCGUUCAUAUUUAGAUCCCUCAUGACUAUCGCGAUCGCGGAACCAGCGGUUAUGAAGCGGGUCAUCUCGUAUAGACAAAUUGAGUGGUUAUGUAAACUGAUUAUUAGUAUCAACAUAUACGGAACAUUAGCCAGCAUAGCUUGGAUGUUUAAUGAAGGGUUAUAUCUACAUAGCCGGAUUGUAACAUCCGUUUUUACCUCAGAUAAUAUUCCCUUUUGGAUAUUCCAUUGCAUUGGUUGGGUUUUACCUCUCUUUUUUAUGGCGCUAUGGGCGAUACUUAUAAACAAGUCCAAUCAUGGCCAUUGUUGGAAAAAUUACAGUUCUUCUCAGUUCAUCUGGAUCAUAGGAGUUCCUAUGAUAUUAGCGCUGACGAUAAAUUUGUUUUUCUUAGUCAACAUAAUACGAAUAUUAGUGUUAAAACUCAAGGCUUCCAAUUUAGUCGAAUCAACCAACAUGAAGAAGACCGUAAAAGCUACCAUCAUUUUGUUUCCUUUGUUGGGAAUAACGAAUUUGUUAUUCUUUUUUAACCCUAAAGAUCAAAAGAUACUCGAAAAUAUGUAUCUGUUAGUUAACGCGCUUUUGCAAAAUUCUCAAGGAAUAUUUGUGUCAGUGUUGUAUUGCUUCUUAAAUGGCGAGGUGAAAGGAGUAAUCUAUAAAAAAUACAAAAACUAUCGCCUAUCGCAGAUCCAUUCCAUAAAAUAUAAACGAAGCACAUCCAACCUUUAUUCCCAGAAUAAUAUGUUGCCUCAAAACGAGAGUUCACUGAUGAAUGCGGAGAAUCUGCAUGAACCUAUUCGUGGUACGGCUGUGACCGAGGGAAGUGAUCGUGCUAAGAAAAUUUCUAACACGCUAUCAGUAAAUGGUAAGUACCCUCCAACGAAUCAAUCACAAAUUUGGGUUCGCUCAUCCGUUUCCAACCGUGUGACGGGAAAGUUGCCAAACAUUUUGCGUAAUUUCAAAAACAAGACAAGGUUCAAGCGAGACCCCCUAAAUUUUAAGCUUGUCUUAGAUUCGCGGGACUCGAAUGCGCUGGCUAAAAAUUAUAGGUGCGUUCCUCAAAUCAAAAUUGACCAAUGUAAAAAUGAUAGUAGCGAUAUAAACGCCCGUCCUUUAAAAGACCACGACGAAAAUUACACCACGAGUAUGUCGAACGAAAAAAAGCCUUUUUUGGAACCCUUAGCUCCUGCCAAAAUAUACCUACGAAUUAAACCAAAAUCCAAAAAUUUAAAAAAAUUAUCAAAGUCCGAUCAAUUAUUGUAUACGGAUAAACCGUAAAUUGGUUUAUACAAUGUCCUAUUCCUACAAAUAAAUAAUGUGUAACAAAUAAAUGUAUAAAUUUUCGUACUAACUUUUAAAAACAAAACAAAAAAAUG